Molecule: messenger RNA, 2422 nt
Organism: Striga hermonthica
Lineage: Eukaryota; Viridiplantae; Streptophyta; Magnoliopsida; Lamiales; Orobanchaceae
Source: the annotation of a GenBank genome assembly
AUGAUCAAAGUUGGCAUAAUUAUCGGUGCUGGUUUGUCCUUCGGUUUGGGAGCUGGUUUGUUGUCCUUCGGUAGAGUGAAAGAGGGCGAGCAGGUGGCUAGCUCGUCGAGUUCCCCAAUUCCUGUUGCGAAUGAUGAAAAAUCCCAGGCUCACACGGGCACAGUUGGCCAGUCCAACAGAGAAUCUCAUGAAGUUAAUCUGAAUAAAGAAGCUCACCAGGAUAGUAAUGAAGAAGGAGUGAUGAAGGCUCAAAAGAAAGCGAUAGCUUGUAGCAGUUAUGCUAAUGUGGACAAUCCAAAUAGCCAAUUUCUGAAGGAGCAGAAUGAUAUGAUCACUCCAGUGGUUACACAAAAGGAAGAAUGCUCGGGCAAGAACUUGCUUAUGGAAGAAGGUUGUGCAGUAGAUGACCAGACAAUGGUGGAAGUUUUUACAGAAAGUCCGGGACAGUUAGAUGCAAACCGUGAUGAAGGUCCAAAGGAGAAUCUGAAGGCCAAUGCCCCCAGAGGGUGGAAAAGGGUUAAAAGAACAGAAGGCAGAGAUCAGAGUUGUUCAAAACCUUUGAUUGAGCAUGAAACCCAGGAAUCCCUGAAAAGAAACAGAGAAGCUGCCAUUAAUUCUGUGGAUGAAGAAUCAGUAACUGAAGACUUGAAGAGGACCCAGAAAAAAUCCAAACAUAAUCUGUCCGUUCAACUCCACUGUUCAUAUGUUGGGACUCGAGCACUUCUCGCGGAGUCUUAUGGCGGGUCUCGACGGCGGUGGCCGGUGGUUAUUGUCUGCGAGAGGCGGCGGAUCUCGGUGGCUGACUGCUCAUGGAGGUCGAAAUUCGCUUGGAAGUUGACGGUUGUCCAGUUCGCGGGUAUCGGGUGGUGCGCGGUGGCGGUUGUGGCUGGAGGCGGCAGACGGCGUGGCUACGAAUGGUUCGAUGACCCACAAGAAAAGUCAGUCUCCGUCAACCGCUUCAUACGUCACCACGUUCUCUCUUUCCUCUCCAGACCAUGGCGCCACAAAGGAUCAACAACUCGCCCCAACCUCAACACUACACAACAAAACUUUGUUACCAUAGUCGACCGAACCCUACAAGGAUACGUUGAUCAAAACCUCUCCGUACACAAACUCCAUAUCCACUUAUCCACCAGUCCUAUCUCACCACCUGUCAUGUCCCUUCUUAACAAAUGGCUCUCGAGGAUGACCACCCUUAACAUAAAAGUGUUGAAACUCAACUUUCAGUCACCACCUUGCAAUCUUUCACCAGCUCCGCCGUAUUACGAUUCCCUCGAAGAACUACACCUGCGCAAUUGCAAGCUCAAGAGCUCGGUCGAGAGCAUGCGGUUCAAACAUCUGCGCACACUAACCCUCGAGAAGGUCCAAGUUGAUGGCGGCAUGAUAAUAUUGGGCUGCCCUUUGCUCAGCCGCCUCGUCCUUAAUUGUUGUUGGACGUUGAACUUGAGACACGUUAGGCUGACAUCGCCUGGGCUCAAGCACUUUGAAUUGUGUGAUUACGAGAGGGUCGAAGGGCGUAGCAUCGAAAUAGAUGCCCAGAAUAUUGAGACGGUCUCCAUCAAGGGCCCGUGGAUUUGGUCUCAACGCCAAAGCGCAUUAUUGUUCUCUCGUCUCACGAGUUUGGAUCUCUAUAGUGUGAUCCUGUCUAGCGAAUCGUUCGAUCUGUUAUCGUUUGGCUGCCCCACUCUUGAGAGCUUGAACCUAGAUAAUUGCUCCGGUUUCGAGGAAUUCCAUCUUGCAAGUGAUUCAAUCAAGUUCUUGCACAUCUGUACCACAAAAAUAUUGCUAAAAGGAGUUACGAUUUGUGCCCCGAACAUUGUCCAUUUUGAAUACACUGCCCAUAUUUCCCAGGCGCCGGACACAUUCUCUUUCACGACCACUACUUCCAAGGAGUGGUCCUCAAAAGUAUUCUUCUCUUCACAUAAGAAUGAUCCCGAUUUAGACAUCAAUUCAUGGUUCCUUAAGCUGAGACGAGUGCUAAAGGCACUAAGUGGGUCUUGGAUUUCUCUGUCUUUGCAGAUGGACGUCGGCCUUCAGGACGUGCCCUGUAGCGCUGUUCUGUGUGACGAGCCGCCUGUGGUGGUGCUGAACUUUAUUUUUGAUACUUGUAAGUGUCGCACGGCGGCUUGGCACAUGCGGUUUACGAAUGGCUUGUUUCGUGUUUGUCGACCGAGUCAUGUAUAUGGUUGUAGGGUCGUGAGCGACUCGGAUGGGAACUACAGAUUCUCGGAGUUUGAGUUAAACAUCUUGCUUGCAAACACGAAAGUCAGGACCGAGCACUGCCUUUGGCGGCACGAUUUGGAGCAAGUGUUUGUGGAAAGUCUCGACGGGCAACAAUGGCAGCUCAUGCAGUGGAAGAAGCUGGGGAAGUUGCGAAAACGAACACAAGACAGGAAUAUUCGACUUAGAUUGAAAUGGAGAU